AUGACUGGGGUGGAGUCUCAGUGGGCGUUCGACGACGUUAUGUACCAUCUCUCCGAAGUUUAUGAGCCACGCGAGUCCGACGGAGCAAAUAUAUCCUCAACAAAUACCAGUAGCUUGGGGAGUGCCGGGAAUAGCUUUAUCAAUUGCACCGCGCCCAAUCCAUCCCUUGGGAUUAUAUAUUCUGGAGUAUCUCUUUCAAGUGGCAGUAAUAACAACAGUGCCAUUUGUGCCAACGCCAUCUCGUUAUCUUGUUCAUCUCCCCCUUGCAACGUCUCUGGUGAACUUGUGGAAAUCAGUAAAAAUAGUACCACUGGGUUAGGUUCUAUCGAUAAUUUAGCUGAAGCCACUGAAUGUACUGUUAGCCGACCACUUAUAGGCGAAAAGAUAGGGGAAUGUCGGCAUCAAUUGUCCGCUGAGACCAUUGUUCAACAAGUUCAGUUGUCGCCCGAGCUGCAGGCAAUUCUAGACGCCGGUACCUCUGGACUAAACCAAGGAGACUUGGUGAGCAUGGCUAAGAUUGAAUAUUUAAGUAAUGAUUGA
This is a messenger RNA of Protopolystoma xenopodis, 540 nucleotides long. NCBI's taxonomy places the organism in Eukaryota, Metazoa, Platyhelminthes, Monogenea, Polystomatidea, Polystomatidae. The record is from the annotation of a GenBank genome assembly.